Messenger RNA from Acaulospora colombiana, 602 nucleotides. NCBI's taxonomy places the organism in Eukaryota, Fungi, Glomeromycota, Glomeromycetes, Diversisporales, Acaulosporaceae. The record is from the annotation of a GenBank genome assembly.
UGGUCAUUUUUGCCUUAUCACAAGUUGCACUUUAUUUUGCCGUGAAGUUUAUUCUUAGCUCACUUGAUCCGCUUAAAGACAAGAAGAAAAUAGCAAAAGCGAGGAGUGAAGAAGUUUUGGGAAAAUUAGGAGCAAAGAACUUAAAAUUAAACGAAUACGAAGAGGUGAUCUUAACAGAAGUAAUAUUUCCAGACGAAAUCUCUGUGAAUUUCGAACAAAUUGGAGGCCUCGAUCCAAUCAUCCAGUCUCUUCGAGAAUCCGUUAUUUAUCCUUUAUGCUAUCCACAAUUGUUCAGUUCUUCGUCCGGGUUAUUGGGAGUUUCAAAAGGAGUAUUGCUUCAUGGCCCACCUGGUUGCGGUAAGACUAUGCUCGCUAAGGCACUCGCUCGGGAAUCUGGCGCCAACUUUAUAAAUCUUCACGUGUCAACUUUGACAGACAAAUGGUUUGGAGAAUCAAACAAGCUCGUUGCUGCCGUUUUUUCUGUUGCUAAAAAAUUGCAGCCGUGUAUUAUCUUCAUUGAUGAAAUUGACGCUUUCUUGAGGGAAAGACGAAGUAGCGAUCAUGAGGUCACUGGUAUGAUGAAGGCCGAAUUUAUGAGGUGA